Molecule: messenger RNA, 1708 nt
Organism: Venturia canescens
Lineage: Eukaryota; Metazoa; Arthropoda; Insecta; Hymenoptera; Ichneumonidae
Gene: Adk2
Product: Adenosine kinase 2
Exons: 5
Coding region: 605-1642 (345 amino acids)
Biological process (GO): purine nucleobase metabolic process; purine ribonucleoside salvage
Cellular component (GO): nucleus; cytosol
Molecular function (GO): adenosine kinase activity
Source: RefSeq, a predicted model, not a curated record
GUGUAUUUCACCAUCUUGUAGUUGUUGAUAUUUUUCAGUACAAUAACAAUUCUUGACCUUCGCUAUUUUUUUUUUCGAGUAACUUCAUUCUUAUACAUCCGAGUCAUUCAUUCAUAUAUGCGUAUAUGAUAAUUUACAUUUAGCUACAUGUACAUAUUUCGUUGAAGGAGUAUUGCAAUUUUCCGGAAUUUCAAUAAAGGUCAGUAAAUACAAAGGAUGUAUACGUGACGUUGCUCAACAGAGAGAACGUGAACUCUGUGAAUCGCUUUAGGAAAAAAGGUACUACGUAUUGAAAAAACGCGUCUAUUGUUAUUCAGGAUUCAACACGAUUAUAAUUUUAUUCCGCAUUAGAAUGGAGAAGAAUCGAAUAUUGUAAAAUCGUAAAAGAGGAAACGUGUAUAUAUAUAAGAAAAUAUGGGUAGAAGGGGAAAGAGUCAAAUCAGCCAUAUUGCCUCCCGCAGAAACACAAGCGAGAUAGCCUUCUCUUCCAGCAUCGUCUGAUUUCUGGCUAUGAUUCGUACUCAGUUAUUGCGUGUUCGCGAAGUCGUGAAGACUCGUUCGUACUGAUUUGUAUCGAGUUGUUUGUAUAACAGUGUCUAACACUAUGGCCGAAGAUUUACGAGAGGGUCUUUUGUUGGGAAUGGGUAAUCCGUUGCUCGAUAUAUCGGCAACCGUUGAUGAUGACUUCCUGAAAAAGUAUGACUUGAAAUCGAACAACGCAAUACUCGCCGAGGAGAAACACAAGCCCAUGUACGACGAAUUGAUCGAGCAGUACAAAGCUGAUUUCAUAGCCGGUGGAUCGGUACAAAAUACGAUACGAGUGGCUCAAUGGUUCUUGGAAAAACCGAAAGUUGCUACUUACAUGGGAUGUGUAGGAAAAGAUAAGUACUCAAAAAUCCUUGAGGAACGAGCGCGCAACGAUGGACUUAACGUUCGUUACCAAUACACGGACGAGGAACCCACCGGCACCUGUGCAGUUCUUAUAACUGGCAAAGAACGUUCAUUAUGUGCAAAUUUGGCAGCUGCAAAUUGUUUCUCACCAUCUCACAUAGCUGAGCCAGAGAACCGCAAACUUUUGGAAGAUGCAAAGUUUAUCUACAUUUCUGGAUUUUUCUUGACAGUCAGUCCAGAAACAAUACAAGAAGUUGCGGAGCACGCUAAUGAAAAUUCCAAGGUUUUUAUGAUGAAUCUGAGCGCUCCCUUCAUAUGUGAGUAUUACGGCAAACCGUUGAAAGCAGCUCUGCCUUACGUCGAUGUACUGUUCGGCAACGAGGACGAAGCUGAAACAUUUGCCAGAGUCAAUGAUUUAAAAACCACGGAUCGUCGCGAAAUAGCUCUAAAAAUGUCAAACUACGAGAAAAUCAACGAGAAAAGAAAACGUGUCGUCAUUAUAACUCAAGGCUCGGAACCUGUUAUUUUGGCUAGAAACGAUGAAAUUACUGAAUUUCCAGUCACUAAAUUGCCUGCUGAAAAAGUCGUCGACACUAAUGGGGCUGGUGAUGCUUUUGUUGGAGGUUUCCUAGCACAAUACAUUCAGGGUAAGGAUUAUGAAACGUGCAUCAAAUGUGGUAUUUGGGCUGCAUCGCAAAUAGUCCAGAGAUCUGGAUGUACAUACGACGGAAAACCAAAUUUCGUCCUCUGACUGAUGAAAAGACUAUUUACAUUAUAGUAAAUUGUACUUAACGAAAUAAAAAGAAAAAUAUUUUUA